Penicillium vulpinum is the source of this 330-nucleotide messenger RNA. RefSeq lists its product as uncharacterized. Bases 1 to 330 code for a protein of 109 amino acids. Lineage: Eukaryota; Fungi; Ascomycota; Eurotiomycetes; Eurotiales; Aspergillaceae. The record is from RefSeq and is a predicted model, not a curated record. The transcript has 3 exons.
AUGCCUAGCACCGAAGAAUUGAACCAGGUAACCUUCAAUGCCGAGAGGAACCUCAACUCCUACGAGGCCAAGCAGGGCCUUGGCAAGAAAAGUGACUCGACUCUCGAGUCUGGUGUUGACGAGAUGGUUGACCAGCGAUUCUCUCAGGCCACAGGUGUGAAGUAUGGCCCUGGCUCAGCUGCCUCUGGCAGUGACCGCCGUGUAAUUCCCGAGGAUGAAGGUGGCAUUCGGGAUGACCGCAACAGACUCGCCAGAGGAGGUCAUUUCGAGGGCACUGGCGGCCCAGAAGACGAUGUCAGAUUCAAGAACGAGAACCGUGGUGGUGACUAG